Symbiodinium natans is the source of this 1587-nucleotide messenger RNA. The record is from the annotation of a GenBank genome assembly. NCBI's taxonomy places the organism in Eukaryota, Dinophyceae, Suessiales, Symbiodiniaceae.
AUGGGACAGCGGUGCUGCCAAAGACGGGUGGGGUGCCACCGAAAGGGCCAGCUGGCCCGCCGCCACCGACCUCAACGACUCCACCGCUGCACCCUGCCAAGACCUCCGGCAUGGGAGGAGACUUCAGGCCGACUCCGGCAGUGGGAGGACCGCCGCCACCCACCCCUGCAAAGCACGCCAGCACGGUACUGCAGCAAGGUGUUUACACUGUGGUUUGGGAUCCCCACAACAAUGUCACGUGGAUGUCCCUCGACGCUUACCCACAGGGCAGCGUGCCACACCAGGUUAUGGUGCCGCCGUCUCCACCAGCCAAAGGAGGACCCAGUAGGCCAGGCGAUGCCAGCACUCCAGCUGCAUGGGACUGAACGGCAAGGGUCGAAGGGCAUGGCUCCAAUCUUCCUUGUACAAUGCCUCUCGGAGCCCAGAGAAUGGCAUUGGAAUGCCUCUAAGCGAUCAUGCGAAUGUGUGAAAAAACAAACCAGCCGAUCGCAGACCGUCCCUGAAACACAACAUUACCAAGCUGUGAAGAAAUUAUGUGCCCAGCAAUGUGAUUGCAGGAGGAUGCUCAGCCAUGAGUCCCAACCUUGGUGCCCUUAUCCCAAUGGAACCGUCUUUGCUGCGACUCUGUGCCAGUAUCAAACCCCUGAAGCUCAGGUUGGGGAAUUGCGGCCCACCGCGCCCCGACACUGGCCACCACGACAAUUGGGAGCAGGCGCUCUCGGCCUGCUUGUAUGCUUUUCCCACUGCCCGUCAGAGCUUGAUAGUGCACAUGAUACGCGCGUGACCCGUCUGCCCUAUUGCAGCUUUUACUCGAACAGCUCUGCCCCUGCUGUGUUUAUUUCAAGCACGCCAAUGGGGAAGUCGCCUGCGGCAAAGGCACGCUCGGCUAUGCGACCGCCUACGAGGUUCCGAAGCCCAGCACGCACACCGGCGUGGGAGUUUCCUGAACCGAUCGAGGAAUGGCAACCAUUGCCAUAUGAGGAGCUCAGGCGAUGGUAUCAGAACCACUGGGAUCGGCGACAGUCCCGCUCAUCUACGUCCUGGAUGCCACGAACACAGGCCUCCACUGGCAAAAGCUCUAGCAGCACAUGGAGGCGUGCGCCCCCUCAGCCACCGAUGUCGAGGCGACAAAGAGAGAGUCAAGGCCAGAAGGACCCGGAGGAGAAAGUGGGACAGCCUGAUGUCGACCCUACCUCAGAGCGAGCAGUGGAGGCCGUUCACCCGACUGUGAAGGUAGAGCCGUCAGAGCCGUCUGCCCCGAACGCUGGAACCAAGACGAAGCCCGAGCUGAAUGAGGAGCACACGAUCAAAGCGGAGCUGGAGAUGGGCGAAAUGGAGCGUGACAUCAUCGUGGACAAGAUGAUUCAGUGUGCGAAGACCACAGCAGCAAGAUUUGGAGUCACGAGUGAACAGCUCCUGGACGCCGUGCAGUUAACAUGGCUGCCGGUACUGGAGCAACGCCAGUGGAGGACAACGGUGACAUGUCUCUUAUGCUCGCACAGCCCUGGCUCCCUCAGGGACUGGCAGCGGCACUUGCUCACCAAGUCCCACUCCAGGAUCGCCAACGAGUCAACGAGGCAAAGAUGA